Messenger RNA from Caenorhabditis angaria, 3006 nucleotides. NCBI's taxonomy places the organism in Eukaryota, Metazoa, Nematoda, Chromadorea, Rhabditida, Rhabditidae. The record is from the annotation of a GenBank genome assembly.
AUGAACACGGAUAUACCAAAUGCGACCCAGGAGGAGCGAACGAAUGUUUCGGUGAGUUCGGGAAACACAAAAUCGUCACUCCCAAUAUUCCAAUGUCUGCCGAAUGCUACCAGUGACGGCAUUUCAUUAUUUCUGAAACAUUGAUUGGUUUUCUAUGUGCGAAUAAAGAAAUUCAAAAUCUUAUCAAAGAAAGUUAGAAAGAGAGUAUCAAUAGAACGAAAAAAACAACUGAACAGUUUACUUUUAAUGAGUCAUUUUCAAACUGCGACUAUCCAUCAUUCUUUUCCUUUUUAUUGAUUAUUUACCAACGGCAGACGUCGAAAAAACUGAAAAAAACAAAAGUCCACGAAAAAAGAAAAAUAAUAUUUUUGUUUGUCAUUGGAGCGAAUUUGUUCGCGUGGUCGAGCAUUUUCGCGGGUGGCCGAAUGAAAUUGGCCUAGAAACCGACAAUUGUUUGAAAAAGCCGAAAUUUUGAUUUUCGACUCUCGCUUGUUUUUACACCUUUUCCCGCAUUUUUUCAGGUUUAAAUAGCAGAAUUAAAUUUUCAAAAAUAAUUGUUAGUUUUAUUUUUCAUAUCUCGAAUCCAAUUCCUAAGUUCUUCUGGUUUUUCAUUGUGAAAACGAUGAAAUUAGGCCCAAAAUAUUUUUUUGUUCCAGCAGCUCGAAAAUUGCAAAAUGGGAGCUUAUUUGAACAAACCAAUUGUUGAGAAGGAGAGAGAUAUUGGAACUGGAAAAGGAUUCAACUAUGCAUGCACAUCGAUGCAAGGAUGGAGAGCCAAUCAAGAGGUAUUUUUCUUAUAUAUUAAACAGUGAUCUGUCUGUCCGCCCGACAUACUUUUGUGCCCUAGAUUUAGAAAAUUACAAGAUAUAUAAUCACUUUGAUAAACAAAUUUUAAUUUUUUGCUCAAAAAAUGACCCUGUGUAAAAUAGAAAUCGAUUUGAAUCUUGCACUGGAUGAGGUCAUCACCCAAUUUUUCGAAAUAAAUUAUUUUUAUUUCAAAUAAUCUAUAGAAUCUCUUGUUUUUUGUGAUAAUUAUAUUCAAACUAUGUAAAUUAUAAGAUAUAAAGGGGUGAAGACCUCAUCCAGUGCAAGAUUCAAAUCGAUUUGUAUUUUACACCGGGUCAUUUUUUGAGUGAAAAAUUGAAAUUUGUUUAUCAAAUUUAUCUUGUAAUUUACAUAGUUUGAGUAUACUUAUCACAAAAAACUAGAGAUUCUGUAAAUUAUUUUUUCUUUCCAAAAUCUAAAGAAAUGGUUUACAGGAUGCGCACAAUUGUGUAGUUGAUAUUCACGAUGAUUGGAACUUGUUCGCGGUUUAUGAUGGACAUGGUGGAAGUGAGGUCUCAAAAUAUACCGCCGAGAAAUUCCCAGAAUUCCUGAAAGAUCGCAAAUUCUGGGAACAAGCCGAUGUUGAAACUUGUCUUCAAAAAGCAUUCGUUGAUUUUGAUGAUUUUCUUCGAUCUGAAGACGCAAUGAAAGAAUUGGCAGUUUUAAGUGGAAACGUAAAAGAGAAAAAAGGAGAUGAUUCAGAAGAUGAAGCUGAUCGAAUUGAGACAAUUGAAGAGAGUGGGCUACCAUUGGCAGAAAUAAUCAAGAGAUAUGGAGGAGUUAUGCCGGCUGGAGGAGCACGUUCUUUGUUGUCUGCUUUUCUUCAACAACACCCUGGAAGUGAUAGUGAUGAAGAUGAGGAAGAUGAAGAAGAAGAAGAGAAUGAAGACGAAGAAGGUGGAGAUGAAGAGAAUGCUGAACCUGGAGAAGAAAAGAAAAAAGAGGAAGCCGAAGGGAAUGGAAUCAAGAAAAAUAACAAGAAACGUUGUAGUAAAUCACCAAUUCAAAGCGAAGCCAAGAAAUCGAAAUCUGAAGAAGUUGGAGUCGAAUCUGAAGCUAAGGGAGACAAGUGAGUGAUUUUUUUUUAAAUAAAUUAGAUUUUUGAGCGAUCAAAAAAGUUACUGGUUUUUUUUGUUGAAAAAAUCACAAUAAUUAAUUUUCAGUGGAACUGCAAGUGAUGGACCAGGAAAUAGCGAAGGAACUGUGUAAGUAUUUAAAAAAAAUGCUCUUGAACAUUUCAAAUUUUGAAUUUUUAGAACUGAAUCAUCGAAAGACGAAGCUGACGAAGAUGAUGCUGAUUUUGUUGCUGGAGAAGAAGAGGAAGAAGACGAUGAAGAUGAAGAAGACGAGGAUGAGGAAGACGAAGAUGAACCCGAUUUUGAAAGUCUGGCUCUUGGAGGCGGCGCCGAAACACCAGGAGAAGAUUCUGGAACCACGGCUUGUGUCUGUCUUGUAGGUAAAGAUAAAAUCAUAGUUGCAAAUGCGGGAGAUUCACGUGCUGUUCUGUGUCGCGCGGGUAAAGCUCUUGAUUUAUCAGUCGAUCAUAAGCCAGAAGACGAAGUUGAGACCAAUCGAAUUCAUAAAGCUGGAGGCAUUAUUGAGGAGGGAAGGUAUGCGAGUUUUAAUAAAUAAUUUGAGACUAGAAGAUUUUCUACAGAGUAAACGGCGGAUUGAAUCUUUCACGAGCUCUUGGCGAUCAUUCAUACAAAAAGAAUGAGAAAUUGGAAUUGCGUGAACAAAUGAUCACUGCUUUGCCAGAUGUUAAAGUUGAGGCGUUGACUAAUGAAGACGAGUUUUUGAUUGUUGCAUGUGAUGGAAUUUGGUUAGUUCAUUUUUUUUUAUCAAAAUUUCUCUAAAAAUCUGAUUUUCUUCGCAAAAACUUAGACGUUUUCAUACUAUCUUAAAAAUCCGAAAAAAAUCUGUAUACAAAAGUGUUUGAUUCAACAAUUUGUUUGUCUUUGAACAGAGACAGAAUCUGAAAAAAUCCAUCCUCUCUUCAGGAACUCAAUGGAAUCUCAAGAAGUCAUAGAUUUCGCUCGCGAUCUUCUUUCCCAAGGCAAAACCUGCACCGAAGUAUGCGAUGCUCUCUGCGAUCGUUGCUUGGCUGAUUCAACUGAUGGAGAUGGAACAGGUUGUGAUAACAUGACAAUUAUCUGCACACAAUUUGCUCGUGAAAAAUAA